GCCCCAGAGGCUACCUCUCCCCCAUUUCUAUAGGAAUAGACUGCACAGGUGAUUCAGACUGAGAUCAUAUUGGAAUAAGGGGCACCUUUCUAGGUGGAGCAGACCCCUCUCCUUGUCCUGCUACAAGCCGCUUCUGCCUGACACAGUGGGAUUGCUCAGCAGCGGGACCAGCUCCUUCUGCAGACUGUCAGAGAAGCUGCGGCUAUUUUCACUAUGAAAUAUUGCUGAGGCCUGACCUCAUCCUUGCUGCGGUUCGCAGUAGAGAGACGUGGUCUCCGCCAAGGUAACUUAAGUGAAACUAAGAUAACUAAGUCAACAGAAGGAGAGCUCAGGGAGAGAACUGUGGAUCUUCAGACUCCUGAUGAGACUACAGGGGCUUCUUUAAUACCGAUAACAUCCUUUUGGCUCUCGGAGCAGCGCCAUGGCGGUCGGAAGGAACAAGCGCCUUACGAAAGGCGGUAAAAAGGAAGCCAAGAAGGAAGUGGUUGACCCAUUUUCUAAGAAAGAUUGGUAUGAUGUGAAAGCGCCAGCUAUGUUCAAUAUAAGAAAUAUUGGGAAAACACUAGUCACGAGAACUCAAGGAACCAAAAUCGCAUCUGAUGGCCUCAAGGGUCGUGUGUGUGAAGUGAGCCUUGCUGAUCUGCAGAAUGAUGAAGUUGCAUUUAGAAAAUUCAAGCUUAUUACUGAGGAUGUUCAGGGCAAAAACUGCCUGACUAAUUUCCAUGGCGUGGAUCUUACCCGUGACAAAAUGUGCUUCAUGGUCAAAAAAUGGCAGACCAUGAUUGAAGCUCACGUUGAUGUCAAGACUACCGAUGGUUAUUUGCUUCGUCUCUUCUGGGUGGGUUUUACUAAAAAAUGCAACACUCAGAUUCGGAAGACCUCUUAUGCCCAGCACCAGCAGGUCCGCCAGAUCCGCAAGAAGAUGAUGGAAAUCAUGACCCGAGAGGUGCAGACAAAUGACUUGAAAGAGGUGGUCAAUAAACUGAUUCCAGACAGCAUUGGAAAAGACAUAGAAAAGGCCUGCCAAUCUAUUUAUCCACUCCAUGAUGUCUUUGUUAGAAAAGCAAAAAUGCUGAAGAAGCCCAGGUUUGAAUUGGGAAAACUCAUGGAGCUACAUGGUGAAGGUAGUAGUUCUGGAAAAGCUACUGGGGACGAGGCAGGUGCUAAAGUUGAACGAGUUGAUGGACAUGAGCCACCAGUCCAGGAAUCUGUUUAAAAAUCAGACUUUUAAUGGUGACAAAUAAA
Messenger RNA from Orcinus orca (killer whale), 1245 nucleotides. Its product is annotated as 40S ribosomal protein S3a-like. Bases 422 to 1216 code for a protein of 264 amino acids. Gene Ontology annotation, biological process: translation. The record is from RefSeq and is a predicted model, not a curated record. NCBI's taxonomy places the organism in Eukaryota, Metazoa, Chordata, Mammalia, Artiodactyla, Delphinidae. Gene Ontology annotation, molecular function: structural constituent of ribosome. The transcript has a single exon. Gene Ontology annotation, cellular component: ribosome; cytosol.